Messenger RNA from Xylona heveae TC161, 1948 nucleotides. RefSeq lists its product as hypothetical. Bases 1 to 1728 code for a protein of 575 amino acids. Gene Ontology annotation, biological process: mitochondrion organization. Gene Ontology annotation, cellular component: SAM complex. The transcript has 3 exons. The record is from RefSeq and is a predicted model, not a curated record. Lineage: Eukaryota; Fungi; Ascomycota; Xylonomycetes; Xylonales; Xylonaceae.
AUGACUUUAGAGCUUCACAUCUGGGGCCCGGCAUUUUCCUUGCCAUCAAUUGAUGCGCAAUGCCUCGCGGCCAUUGCAUACCUUACACAAGCUGUGCCAAAGGAUCAUUGGGUUCUCGUAGCCAGCAGUGAUCCAUCAUUAAGUCCUACGAGAGAACUUCCCGUCCUCAAAGACGGACCAACAUGCAUCAGCGGUUUUCGCAACAUAAUCGACUACCUCCGACAAUGCAAUGGCGAAUGGUAUCUUGACAGAAAGCUCGAUGCGCAACAAAAGGCGGACUGCACAGCAUUCACAUCUUUUAUCGAAUCGAACGGUCAACCGCUCGUCGAUCUCUCUCUCUACGUUUCAACGGAAAACUACACCGGCGUGACACGAUCAGCCUACAGCUCCAUCCUGCCGUGGCCCACACAAUACAUUACCCCACCACGCCGCCGCGCGGCCGCAAAAGCACGAACAGCCCACCUCGGCCUCUCCUCUCUUGACCUGGACACGGCGGCAGACGAGACCAACAAUCCUUCUCAAGCAUCUGGCACCGCCGCGGGCACCCCAGGCCAAACUGAGCAGCAGAUACCAACAAGUCUCCUGCGCAAGCCCAAAGAAACAGUCACACGACUGCUCCGACAACCCCACUACGCCAACCGAUUCCGGCUCGACGCAUUGACGACCGCAUUCUUCGAGCCACUCCAAACGCUUCUCGGGAAGAAGAAAUUCCUCCUCACAAACGAGUCCGAGGGCCCUACGAGCCUCGACUGCGUCGCGCUCGCGUAUCUCUCUCUGGCACUGUACGCUGAACUUCCACACGCAUGGCUUGCCGACGCUCUGCGCAACAAAUUCGGCAGACUCGCCGCCUACACGCACAAUCUACGCCGUCUGUUCUUUGGCGCAAGAACAGUAUCUCCAUCCGAUGCAUUAGCCUCACCUGUCCCUUCUUCAAACUCCCAAGCUGCACCACCAUCAGCAUCAAGAACCACAUCCCCAUCUUACUCUUCCUCCUCCCCUACCGAUCCCACAUCUCCCUCCUCCACAACCGCCCUUCCAUUCGUCGCCCCUUCUCAAGGCGGCCUUCUCUCCAUCGGCAGCCUUCUUCUCAGCAACAUUGCCGACUCCCUCCCCAUUGUCGGCCAAUUCCGCGCGACAAACCGCCUCCGCGCCGCCGCUGCGGCCGAAGAGGCAGCUGAUCCCAGUGAAGUCGAAUUCUUCAACAACAUGAUGCGUCGCGCGCGCUGGGAGGUCGUUACGCAGGCACUUACCGUUGCGGCAGGUGUUUCGGCCUUUGUCGUCUACAUGCUUUACCACGGCAUUGUCAUUCUCCCUGGCUCUUCUCCUUCUCCUUCUUCUUCUUCUUCUUCCUGGCUCGGCCACGGCGACGAGCACGACGAAGAAUACUACGAAGGCCCCGAAGACGAGGACGCAGACGAAGACCAAACCGCUUAUGCUACGCUCCAAGGGCAAUCCCGAUUAGACAAUAUGGGCGACGCGGGCGCCGCCUUGGCGGCACUCAUGAAUUAUGAUAUUCCUGAUGAUUUGCUGCAUGGGGGUGGCGGUGCUGGGGCCGGUGGUCAUCCAGAAGACUCCGCAUCCCAUUCGUCAUCAACAGGUGUGGAGCGUGAUGAUGAUGGCGACCACGGACCGCAUCCCUCGCGACAAGUGGACGGCAGCGUCGCCGCAACGGACCAUCCCGCGCCCGGAGUGGAUGUAGAUGUUCACGUCCAGCCAGACAGGCCAUGAAAGACAAGCUGUGUAUGUAUUUGUGUCGAGGCUCGUCUAUUGGGCGUUUUUAUUUCCAUUUACUCUUGGCUGGAGAUGUCUUGUAGUAGUACUGUACGAAAUGAUUUUGUACUCUAUCAAUGCCAUAUUGUAAGAUAUUUACCACGCUUGUGUACUGUUCCGGUAAUACGGUAUACUUAUAGAAAAAGUAGCUGUGUGCGUUUAUCAAUGAGAGGAAAAG